Molecule: messenger RNA, 1470 nt
Organism: Cylindrotheca closterium
Lineage: Eukaryota; Bacillariophyta; Bacillariophyceae; Bacillariales; Bacillariaceae
Source: the annotation of a GenBank genome assembly
AUGACCAUUCGAAACAGACAUGGACAGAAUGUCUGCGGGACAGCAGAGCCAAAUAGUACCAAUCGAACCAAUAAUACUUCCAAAAAGAAAUCCAAAUGGUUGAGCCCAAUAUGGAUUCUAGUGAUUAUUGGUUUGAUCUUGUUUGGUAGCAAACAACCAUACCGCUCUUUCUCGAAACAACAAGAUCCUGCCCUAGGAAGCAAAUCAGCAAAGAUACCAAAUCAAGGCAACAACGCGCAAGCCUUGACAUCAUCAUCGGCCUCGGAAAAUGCACCUUCCACUGUACGCGCACAAUCCACAGGAACACCCACACCAUCUCCAACAGAAUAUUACACAAACAAGGAAUUCCUCAAGCAUGAUUCUUAUUGGAACAAUUGGUCCAAAUGCGACAUGGCUGCUGCUUUUCGUGCCAACUGCAAUCCACGUCCAGCCAAUUGUUCCCGUGUCAUUGAAAACGUUCGCAACAAUCACGGAAUUGGCAAUGCCCUUACUGUUUCGUAUGUCAAAUAUGCCAUGGAUAGUCUCCAGGAGCAACCCGACUGUACUCCCAUUCUCAAGGAUGAUUGGUCAAAAACUCUGGAGGCCAACACUUACAAAUUUAAACUCUUGGAUUAUGUUCAUGAUCCGACCGUUGUCGUUCCUGUCCUGAACCGAUCAGAGCCUAUCAAAAAAUGCGUCCUAUAUGCCAUUACUCGACCCCGAGAGGCAGUGGCGACAAAAUUGGAACAAGUGGCUGCCAAGUUCGCUGAAAAUUCUUCCGACCAUUUGCCAUUGGUCGCCCUUCAUAUUCGUGCUGGGUGGAGUGACGAACUAGAGCGAAAUGCAGCCUGGAACGCCUUGGGCAAUUGUGAGGAUUUUCCUCAUGACAUGGAAAACACCCCACUGGCCGUAAAUGAAAUUGAUUUGAAAGGCAUCCUUUUGGAUACAGCCCAUGCGGCCGAUCGAAUGUUUGGAAUGGCCAAUUGGCGGCUUUAUGUGGCCAGCGAUGCUCCUGGAAUUCGAAGGUAUGUGCAAUACUUGCUCCACACCAGAACGCCCAAGAUUGUCUGGAACGAAGGACGAGUGGGGCACAAUUAUCUGGGAGGACAAACCACCACUACAGAAGAAAAGAUUGAAACCUCUAUCAGUGCAUUUUCCGAUGUAUUAGUCAUGGCCCAAGCGGAUCUAUUGGUCAGUCUCGUUUCCAAAUUUCCGAAAGCAGGUGAAAUGAUUUCCAUGUGCCCUCAACGAGCCAUUCAGUUGAGGGGUCAUCCGCGUCAUAGAUUGGCCAUAACGGGUCAUGUCCUGAAGAAUGCUUUUCGGCUAAGAACCAACCAGACGGAUCCUUAUUGGACUCCCGAGUUAUCAUUAACAGUUGGCGAUAUGGAAAAGUUUUGGGAUCAUUUGCCUUUUGGCAAAAAUAAUUCAUGCGCCAAGGCAGAGAAUCAGCUUCGAUCUUGUUACUGCUUGCUCAAACAGGCACAUGAGUGA